GGGGUCACUGUGUCACCUAAUCAAUGAGUUCUCAGCGCUUACAGUGCGGACAACACCAGCAUUUAAUGUCCAUAUGCCCCGACCGACAGGUCAAAUUUCUAAGCACUUAUUCCAAGAAUACCUUGAAGCUUGUUGCAGUGUGCGGAAAUUCAACUGCCAGUCAACAAGACGGGGUUUUGACGAAAUCACCAGCAGCCGAGAUGUCGAACAGCCAAAAUGCAUAUAUUGGCAUGGAUGUCAACGUGGUCCCUAAGCCUGCAGCUAUUAUUGACAUAGCCAAAGUUCAGAAGCACUGCAGCUCCAUGCUAGAAGUUACAAAGGACUUGGGCGUAGGAUUUCGAGCACAUGUCAAAACACACAAGACGAAAGAAGUCACAGAACUACAACUCGGUGGCUCAACUGAAGAAGCCAAACUGGCCGUAUCGACCGUCGCAGAAAUAGAACAUUUACUGCCCCUGCUCGAACAAUAUCUCAGUCGUGGACGAAAGGUCAACGUUCUCUACGGCAUUCCUCUCCCACCAUCUCAAGUUCCCCGAAUUGCCCCAAUAGCUAAGAAGCUGGGUCCAGGAUCGCUCUCAUUCAUCAUUGAUCAUCCUUCUCAGCUUCCAGCUCUGUCAAAUUUCCAUGAACUGGCAGGAUUCCCGGCCGGAGUGUUCAUCAAGGUAGAUACAGGCUACCAUCGAGCCGGGCUUCCAGCUUCAUCUCUCAACAAAGGAGGUCUCGUCCAAGAGAUCCACCGCCUGGAAUCUGAUUGUCAGGUCUUAUUGAAGGGGGUGUAUUCGCAUUCAAGUCUCAGUUACCAAGGUGCCAGUCCGCGAGAAGCUUUGAACAGUCUGACGGGCGAGAUCGCUGGGUGCAUUCCUGCCCUCGAUGAGCUGCAGAAGUUCUAUACGUCUGGUCACGAUUUAACUAUCAGCGUUGGAGCUUCUCCACAGGCGAAUUCAAUGGGAAAUCUCUUGGAUAAGGAGCUGUCUGAGCCCGGUAUCGCAACCGAAUUGCAAGAUUAUCUGCGAAGCUUGUCCUCCGGAGAAAUUGGGGGAUUCAAAGUUUCGCUCGAGGUCCAUGCUGGCGUAUACUCAAUCAUGGACUUACAGCAGCUGGCUACCCGAGCUCGGGAAUCAUUCAAAGGACAUGAAGACGAGAUCGCGUUGUCAGUCGUUGCCGAAGUGGUCAGCGUGUACAAUGACGGCGAGAGGCAGCAGCCAGAAGUUCUCGUCGCUGUUGGGACUCUGGGACUGGGAUGGGAGCCCUGUCAUAAUUAUCGCGGCUGGGGAGUCGUCAGUUCUCGAAGCUCUCCCCAUUUAAUGGCUUCUGAGCGUCGUCUGAUUGUGGACAGAAUUAGUCAAGAACAUUCCAUCUUGGCCUGGGAGGUCGCAGAGGGGGAGAAUAAGAUGUCACUGCCUCCGAUCCCACUCGAGGUUGGCCAAAGUGUCUUCAUAUAUCCCAAUCAUGCUUGCGUGACAGGAGCUAUGUACAGGUCGUACUUUGUUAUAGACUCAGCAGAGACGGGUGCUGAGAAUUGGGUUCAGGCUGUCUGGGAUCGAGCCAUUGGAUGGUAGAACGACUUUGCUCUACUGGAACGAAAUUCCAUGAAGUGCGAUGACGAUAAGUUACCUGACCAUCGUGUCGUGAUUUUGGUGCUCGUUGCAAACGGAAAAGCAGUAAUGUAGACAACAUAUUUGCUAUUGACCCCCUUUUGACUCGCUUAAACUUUUGUAGAUCGGAUGAAGCGAGCCGGUGCCAUGAGGCAGGGCACAGCGAAGAGCAGGAAAUGUGUCUUGAAGCUAAAGUACAAAUUGCUUAACUCUCUAAGCAAAAGAAAGGGGGUUGAUGAGUAUGAGUAGAAUCUGCUGGCAUGUAACUUAAUCUUCGUUGGGAAUGCUGCCCAACCCAACCCCAAGAAACAUCCCGGAUGUGGCAGGCCUAUCCUGGCUAAGCGAAAAGAAGGGGCAAGAGGAGUGGGAAAAUCCCAUUUCCACAUGCUGGCAGAUCGUGAUAACAACAUGCAGAUGUCAAUGCGAAAGCUGGUCAUAGCGAGGCAAAUUCCUGUACUUGUUCGGCUUUCAAGUGUUGCUCAGGUCAUGAGCAGCAUGACCGAACUGCCAGCCAUGACCAAACGAGCCGCACCACUUUUCUGGGCGAGAGAAGAUCGUUACUACUAACCUCGUUGUCCAUCCUAAUUAUCAUUUCUAUUACAAGAAAUAAUUCUCAA
Messenger RNA from Cadophora gregata, 2212 nucleotides. RefSeq lists its product as uncharacterized. Gene Ontology annotation, molecular function: D-serine ammonia-lyase activity. The record is from RefSeq and is a predicted model, not a curated record. Bases 24 to 1559 code for a protein of 511 amino acids. Gene Ontology annotation, biological process: D-serine catabolic process. Lineage: Eukaryota; Fungi; Ascomycota; Leotiomycetes; Helotiales; Ploettnerulaceae. The transcript is spliced from 2 exons.